GCGGCGGCCGUAGCGAUGCAGCGCGUCGAGCUGCGCGACGGGGAGGCGGCGGCCGCAGCUUCCUACCGGGUGCUCAGCCGCCUGCUGGGUUAUGGGGCCGGGCCGGAGGCGGGGGCGGCCGGCGGCCCCGGUAGCGGCGCGGCGGUUGCGGGGCCGCCGGGCCCGGGCGGAGCGCGGUUGCCGCUCCCCCUCCCCGCUCCGGGAGGGGCCGCUCGGCCGCCGCCGCAGCUGAUGGUGUUCCGUAACGCCGCCGAGGGCCGGCCCGGAGAGGAGGAGGCGGGCGGCGGGGAAGGCCCGGCGGGCGGCCCCGAGCUGCUGUGCCCGCGGCAUCGCUGCGCGUUGGAGCCCAAAGCGGCGGCGGUAGCGGCGGGGGGCGGCUGGGCGCCGCCGGGGGGGCUGGAGCUGCAGCUGGCGGCCCUAGGGCUGCGGCCCCCGACGCUGGGAACCAAGGGCCCCGCCGCCUGCCCGUGUCUCGGGCCGCCCGCCGCCGAGGAGACGAGCGACGCGCUGCUGGUGCUCGAGGCGCUGGAGCCCGACGAGGCCGAGAGCUGCUCCGAGGAAGAGCCGGGCAGCCCCGGCACCGCAGACCCGCAGGAGCCGCCCCGCGGAGCCGCCGCCGCGCGGAGAGCCGGGCCCGGCCCCGGGGCAGCGGGAGGAAGGAAGGGAUCGCUGCGGGUCCGCCUGAGCCGCCUCUUCCGCACCAAGAGCUGCAGCGGAGGGUCGGCCCCCGGGGACGGGAGCGGAGGGAGUCGGCGGGGAGCGGAGCUGACGGCCUCGGCGCACAGCCUGAGCGACGGCGGAGGGGCCCGGGGCCGCGGGCAGGAGGAGGGCAGGAAACACAGACUGACAAGAACUCAAAGUGCCUUUUCCCCGGUUGUUUUCAGCCCCCUCUUCACAGGUGAAACAGUGUCUCUGGUGGACGUGGACAUCUCUCAGAGAGGACUGAGCUCCCCUCACCCCCCGACUCCACCGCCGCCUCCUCGCCGAAGCCUCAGCCUGCUGGAUGAUAUCAGUGGGACGCUGCCUACAUCUGUCCUAGUGGGUCCGAUGGGGUCUUCCCUGCAGUCUUUCCCUCUGCCUCCGCCUCCUCCGCCCCACGCCCCAGAUGCCUUCCCCCGCAUCGUUCCCCUCCGACCCACAGAAGCAGCACCCAGCCAGCCCACCCCCCACCUCCAGUGCCCUCUGUACCGCCCGGACUCCAGCAGCUUUGCAGCCAGCUUGCGAGAGCUGGAGAAGUGCGGGUGGUACUGGGGACCCAUGAACUGGGAGGACGCAGAGAUGAAGCUGAAAGGGAAACCAGACGGAUCCUUUCUGGUGCGGGACAGUUCUGACCCCCGUUACAUCCUGAGCCUCAGCUUCCGAUCGCAGGGCAUCACCCACCACACCAGGAUGGAGCACUACAGAGGGACCUUCAGCCUGUGGUGCCAUCCCAAGUUUGAAGACCGCUGCCAAUCUGUGGUGGAGUUCAUCAAGAGAGCCAUCAUGCACUCCAAAAACGGGAAGUUUCUGUACUUCCUCCGAUCCAGGGUUCCAGGUCUCCCUCCGACGCCCGUCCAGCUCCUGUAUCCCGUCUCCAGGUUCAGCAAUGUCAAAUCUCUCCAGCACCUUUGCCGUUUUCGGAUCAGGCAGUUGGUCCGGAUCGAUCACAUCCCUGAGCUGCCGCUGCCUAAGUAAGCCAGCAUGGAGCUGUGGGUCUGGGGGGGGGG
Lagopus leucura (white-tailed ptarmigan) is the source of this 1706-nucleotide messenger RNA. It is a transcript of the gene SOCS7, whose product is annotated as suppressor of cytokine signaling 7. The transcript is spliced from 8 exons. NCBI's taxonomy places the organism in Eukaryota, Metazoa, Chordata, Aves, Galliformes, Phasianidae. The record is from RefSeq and is a predicted model, not a curated record. Gene Ontology annotation, molecular function: 1-phosphatidylinositol-3-kinase regulator activity. Gene Ontology annotation, cellular component: phosphatidylinositol 3-kinase complex. Bases 16 to 1674 code for a protein of 552 amino acids. Gene Ontology annotation, biological process: phosphatidylinositol phosphate biosynthetic process; intracellular signal transduction.